UAUCCUGUGUUCACGCGUCCUCGGUCACACUCUGUUGCAGUUGUCGCUUCUCCUUACUCAGCUGUUAGUUAAAUGUGAACGAUUUUAAAUAAAUAUCAUCUUAAUUGUAAAGUUUCUCAAAUAUUAUAUACCAGAAUGUCUCACAUUGUUGUUGUUACUACUACAACCACAACAACAACAUCCACUCCGGAUGGAGGAUUUUGCAACCUCGGUUAUGCGCGUUCAUUUCAAGGAUUACUGAAAAUCGGCCAAGUGGUGAUUCUCCUGAUCGCUUUCCUUUGUGUGCACUGUGAGGAUCGGUGGAUUGAAAACUCUUCCUUCAACUACUUUGAGGUGGUCACUGCUUGGUUUCUCGUCGUCUUCUCAGUCUUCUUCCUCAUGCAUUUGUUUCGACUUCAAAGCAAAAUCACAUGCAUCAACUGGAUGUUGACGGAGUUUUUACAUUAUGCUGUGGGAGGAAUCCUGGUCUUUAUCGCCUCAAUAGUUGUAGCUGUGAAGAGUUAUGGGGUCUCAGCUUUGAUCGCUGGAUCUGUGUUUGGCUUUAUAGCUACUUUUCUUAUUGCAAUCAGCAUAUGGACUUCUUAUAAGGUCACAUGUGGCUCUCAACCAACUGGUGCUGCAGUGUAACCGGAUGGAAGAAACUGUCUUAUCAGCUGGAAGUAGCAAGAACAAUUCUCAGUUUGUUCUGGACUGGAGAGAUAAUGAGUUCUUUAAGGACAUUAAAGGGACAUUUUUGGUUGUUUUUGAAGGUGCUGUACACUUCAAGAGUGGAUUUCUUCAUCAAAACUUUAUUGCCUAAGUGAACUUAAUCGACUGGGAUCAAACUCAGAAUUUUUCAAGAGUAAGACUGGUUUAUUAUAAGAGUGGAUCUUUGGUAUGUUUGUCAACAAUGUCUGAAACUAAAAGGGGCCAUUUAUUCAUGAGAAUGUUUACAUUAUUUAUUUGACAGUAUAUUGUGUGAUCCGGAUUUGAUUCAGUGCCUGUGAUCAAAGAAUAUUUUAAUUGAAAUGAGGUGUUCAAGAAGAACUGAUGCUGACACACAGUAUUAUUAUUACUAUAAUUACACGAGUUGACGUGUAUUUUUGCUUUUCCCAGUAUCUCUAUAUAUGAUAUUAUGAUAUGCAACUGUAAAAUUUUAAGAAUGUAUUUUUGGCUUUCUAAAUGUGAGUCCCUUUGUUUUAUACACUGUGAUAAAAGAAAAAGUCUCCUUA
This is a messenger RNA of Cyprinus carpio (common carp), 1211 nucleotides long. Its product is annotated as CKLF-like MARVEL transmembrane domain-containing protein 7. Gene Ontology annotation, cellular component: membrane. The record is from RefSeq and is a predicted model, not a curated record. Lineage: Eukaryota; Metazoa; Chordata; Actinopteri; Cypriniformes; Cyprinidae.